UCUUACACCGUAGUCGACGAUCCACGCCCCUCCAAUACCUUGCCAUACUGACAACCUCUAAUAGUCUCUUGUAAUUCUGAAAAUAGACUGGAGCGUGUUUUGAAAAUCUAGUGAUAACUGGUGUGUUUUUUUUAAGUGAUUUUAAGAUGAGGAUGUAUUAGGUGAGAGAGAGAAGGUGUUAAGUCGCGGUGGUGGUAGUGGCUAUGUAACACGAGUGACAAGUGCAACACCUACACCAUCUUCCAGCAGUGAUCACCUGUUCCCCCACCCACCCCCGCGGCCGUCGCUGCCAAAAUUUUAAAGGUUCUUCUGUUGAACCCUCUGGCCACAGCACUCGUCUCUUGGUAGUGUUCAUCGUUCACUGGAGAGUGCAAGAGCGUCGCCCUCCUCAGUCUCACGGCCAGUUCACCACUCAGUAACGCAGCCAGUCUCACAGCCAGUUCAACACCCAGUAACGCAGCCAGUCUCACAGCCAGUUCACCACCCAGUAACGCAGCCAGUCUCACAGCCAGUUCAACACCCAGUAACGCAGCCAGUCUCACAGCCAGUUCACCACUCAGUAACGCAGCCAGUCUCACAGCCAGUUCAACACCCAGUAACGCAGCCAGCCUCACAGCCAGUUCACCACCCAGUAACGCAGCCAGUCUCACAGCCAGUUCACCACCCAGUAACGCAGCCAGUCUCACAGCCAGUUCACCACCCAGUAACGCAGCCAGUCUCACAGCCAGUUCAACACCCAGUAACGCAGCCAGUCUCACAGCCAGUUCACCACUCAGUAACGCAGCCAGUCUCACAGCCAGUUCAACACCCAGUAACGCAGCCAGUCUCACAGCCAAACAUAAAGCCACUUGCCCCAUCAGUGAGAGUUACAGGACUGGUGAGGGGCAGCAUCAGUAUGGACGUCGGGCAGCGGUGGAGGUGAUGGUCGGGUCGUCUCAAGCUGCAAUGGCACUGUUAACUCGUGGCACCGGGCACCACAACCACCCCGUAUAACCACCACUCAACGAGAACCACUACAACCACCAUACAGUGUGCAACAACGACCACUACAAACACCAUACUACCACAAUGGUGAUUACUGGCUGAACCUGACACACGGUUCUCGUCCUCACUGCCCACCUCUCCACUGACCCCAUCCACCCAUAUCACCUGUAUUCCUUCUGUCGUCCAGCCUAGAUCACCCACAGCCUUCGUCACCCCCGCCCACCUUCACCCUUUACUCCACCCACCCAGUGAUCCAAUUCGCUUUCAAGAGCCACUUUUUAUCGUCGCCCCACAACUUGCUCGUCCAUUCCUGAGCCUCUCUUAACUGAUCAUGUCUUAACACCGUUACCUUUCCUACAAUCCAUCCCGCCCUUCUUUUACCCUACAUAUCCCCACUCAGGCCGUCCACCUCCCUCUACAACACGCCCACCGCCUUCUACAACUCGCCCACCGCCCUCUACGACCCUCCUUACCACCCCCAGGCCCCGCCCAUCCAAGGUUGUGGUAAUAGUGACACACUGCGGGUGCCCCCUCCCCCCAACACACACACACCGCAAGCUACCUCAGUGGUGGAGGCUCACCAGUGACUUAACUCUGGAAUAAUAGUGCACGAGCUCUGACCCCCAGUCAUAUAUCUCAUCCUGUAGUGUCAAGCGAAACUGUUUACGUUAAGGCAGUCAUACACCAGUGGACCUGAAGACGUACAACACAAGUAAUUGUUACAGAAAGCAAGUGAGUUAACCCGGAAACAACCUGUGUAUAUAGUGUCAUUAAGUUCGCCUUAGUUUAGUGUUAUUUAUUUACCUUGUGAGGGGCUGAAGUGAGAGUUCCUGCUCGUUCUUCAAUACUAUUUCACCUGCCUAGUAGUCUACCCUGCAUGUGGAGGACCAGGAGAACCAUCACCUUUGAGUGUCGUGAGAACCCGACACCUGCGAGCGUCUAACAGUAAUCAUCAGCUGUGAGUGCACCGAAGCCUGUCAUUUGUGGCACAUGUGAGUACCCAGGAGAUACUGUUACUUAUGGUAGUAAGGAAGUAUUCGCCUGUGGAGAGGAGUGGUACACGUCCUCUAUGAAACUGGAGGAAUACGCGACACCUGUGGAUGUGGAGAGGAAGCCAUCAGCUGUAGUGCACGAUCCCUCCUUUCCCUGCCAGACCCUUGGGGCAGGAACACCCUGGGGGCGAGGACCCGCCUCCACGGACCUAGGACUCAGUAUGAUGAUCUUGGGACGCUCACCACGCUACACCAAGCUCUCCACCUGCAGCGAGGACGCCAGUGAACACGAGUAUGAGGUGGCUGUUCCUGCCUUCUAUGAUGACUACACGAACGGAGAUCCAGAUGGAAAUGGAGAAGUUGAAGCAGGGCCAAGAAGUUUGCCAUCUUCCAGUGUGAGCUCUUCUGCCUCCGACCAUUGCCAUGCACCUAGACUUGAUUACCAAGCAUCACGGCAAGCCAUGAUGAAGCUUUUUGUGGCAUGUGGCCUUACAUCAGUAUUCAUGGUUAGUGAAGCUGUGGGAGGAUACUUUGCAAACAGUAUUGCCAUCAUGUCUGAUGCAGCUCACUUAUUCAGUGACCUCACAUCCUUCAUUGUAUCAUUAGUGGCAAUUUACCUCUCCAUGCAACCUGCUUCAAAAAAGAUGAACUUCGGGUAUUACAGAGCAGAGGUAUUAGGUGCAGUAGUGAGUGUUCUCAUCAUUUGGGUGAUUACUGGCAUUCUAGUCUAUGCAGCAAUUCAACGAGUCAUCUCCAUGAAAUUUGAGGUGGAAGCAGACACUAUGAUUAUCGUGUCUGCUCUUGGGGUUGUUAUCAAUAUCAUCCUGGGUAUUGUUCUUCACGUAGGACAUGGUGCACAUGGCCACAGUCAUGGAGGACUGAGUCAUAGCCAUGGUCCCAGUGGACGUGACGCCCACUCUGACCAACACUCAUCAUCUGACAAUACUAAUAUUAAUGUCAGAGCAGCUUUCAUCCAUGUUGUAGGAGAUUUGAUACAGAGUGUUGGUGUUCUAAUAGCUGCCUAUAUCAUUAGGUUUUAUCCUGAAUAUAAGGUAGCAGACCCCAUCUGCACCUUCAUAUUCUCCAUUCUUGUGAUUAUAACAACAGUGCCAAUCCUGAAAGAUUUGGGUAUUGUUUUGAUGGAGGGGAUGCCACCAGGAAUUGACUAUGUUUCAGUCUGCUCUAACCUCACAGCAUUGCCUGGAGUGAAAAUGGUUCACUCUCUACAUGUGUGGGCACUUACACUUGAUAAAAAUGCAUGUUCAGUGCAUUUAGCAAUAAGUGAAGAAAGUGACCCAGAAGUUGUGUUAAGAGAUGCUCAGAGAGUUAUAAGGGCCCGUCACCAAAUAUUCCACACAACUAUCCAAGUAGAGCGGUAUCAGCCUCUCCUAAUGGACAACUGCCAACAGUGCCAACCACUUUCUAGAUGAGAGGCAUCUGUGGUUACAAGUGUGUGUGUACUUAGUUCAGUAGUUUAAAAAAUUAAAAGUUUUAUUUUACCAGUGUCCCCUGUGGUAUAUCAGAUUGUGAUUAAAUAUUUUUAAUUAGUUAUCAUGAUAUUAGUUUUAGAGUAUCAAGACACUUUGUAUUACGUGUUAUAAUAUCAUUGAAUUAUUAUUUGAGUUUUACUGAAGGAACGGUACGUUUACUGCCAUUUGAUAGGAAACCUUUUCAUAGAAAGGAAAUUAUUAAAGAUCAGGAUUUAUGAUAUUUUGUGUAAGAUACUGUUGAAAUUUAGCUCAAUGAGUGAAGACUUGUUUUAGGGAGGCAUCUGUAAGCUUUCCAUGUUAUUUAACUUGCAUAUUUUGUAUUUCAAGCCAAGCAGUCACCUGUGAAAAUGUUUGAAGAUAUAAA
This is a messenger RNA of Homarus americanus (American lobster), 3830 nucleotides long. Its product is annotated as zinc transporter 2-like. The record is from RefSeq and is a predicted model, not a curated record. NCBI's taxonomy places the organism in Eukaryota, Metazoa, Arthropoda, Malacostraca, Decapoda, Nephropidae. The coding region runs from base 2054 to 3406 and encodes 450 amino acids. The transcript has 9 exons. Gene Ontology annotation, cellular component: plasma membrane. Gene Ontology annotation, molecular function: zinc ion transmembrane transporter activity. Gene Ontology annotation, biological process: response to zinc ion; zinc ion transmembrane transport.